Messenger RNA from Xenia sp. Carnegie-2017, 3540 nucleotides. Its product is annotated as cytosolic carboxypeptidase 1-like. The transcript has 28 exons. The coding region runs from base 99 to 3467 and encodes 1122 amino acids. Gene Ontology annotation, molecular function: metallocarboxypeptidase activity; zinc ion binding. Gene Ontology annotation, biological process: C-terminal protein deglutamylation; protein side chain deglutamylation; proteolysis. NCBI's taxonomy places the organism in Eukaryota, Metazoa, Cnidaria, Anthozoa, Malacalcyonacea, Xeniidae. The record is from RefSeq and is a predicted model, not a curated record.
CAGAAAAUUUGAAAUAUGAAACGUUAUUGCUUUGCUUACCGUUUGAAUGUCUAUUAUUGAUGUCCUAACAUAUUUGGCAGCUUUUGCAUGAAAAUUCAAUGCUAAAUCUCAUCAUUAAUGGAGGGGGAUACUAUUUAAACAAGGCAUUUGGCGAAGAUUAUUUCUUGUGGUGGAAUGAAUGUGCGGACGGAAUGAAUAAACUGGCCUGUAAAAGCAAUGUAUCCAGACUUUCCCAGCUAUCAGACCAACUGGAAAGGCUUGCUGCUGUUGACAAGCGUUUGCUGGACUUAGAGCAACUUCGCUAUGUUACUCUUAAAAUGCAUCAUUUACUCCAGACAACAGACAAGGGCAAGAAAGAAAGUGUCGUCAAGAUAUGUGAGAAAAUUGGAGCAUUAUUAAAUCUUCUGGAGAAUUGCAGUGAUUUUCAAGUACUGCAGAAUGUCUUGGGUUGUCUAUUAGAAUUGUUGAAUGCUGGAAAAAAGAGUUUCACAGUACUUGGUAAUAAUGGUUGUGUGGAUGUUUUGCUAAAGAUGUUGAAAUUGGAAAUAUCAGAUUCACCUAAUGUGGAAGAAAUGUUUGCAUUGAUUCAUUCAGUACUCGCAAAAAUUGCAGUCAAAGAUCGCAAGUUUCCUGUGAAAUUUCGUUUGACCGGCUGUCUUCAAAUCACCAUUGAAAUGAUCAAGCAAAAUGUGAACAACUUUAAAGUUUUGCAUCCGUCUCUCUUGGUUAUGAAGCAUGCAUGUGGGAGUAGUGUGAAUUGCAGUGUUCUCAACAAAGCAGGAUUCAUUAACAUAUUGUUUCGUAUUUUGUCGAAUUGUGGACAUAGAAAAAUUACAACGUUGAAGCUUGUACUCGAUCUCAUUGCCGUUUCUGUGAAAUCAAAAGGCGCUGCUGUAAAAGCUGUGAAUAUAAAUGGAGUGGAAAUUCUUCUCAAAAUGUUCGUUGAUUGGCAUAGAACCGAUCAUCAUAAUAGACAAACUGCUAUUCGAAAAGCACUUCUUAACUCUCUCAAAGCAUUGGUAUCUACGAAGGCCGGAAAAUCAUCAUUUUUAAAAUUGGACGGCAUGAAAACGCUUUAUGUGUCGGCAAUUGAUACCAAUGAAAAAAAAGAAUUCGGUCUAAACAGUGUCAUUGUCCAGAUUCUGCGACUAUGCAUGCCGGACAAUAAUCUUCCAUUGACGGAUAAAAAUUUAGUGGUGAGAUUUGAUCUUCCUACAAAAGACGAUCGUCCCAUUUCUGCCGACGACCAGGAUCCAGUAUCAGACUCGACUGAUAAUGGUAGUGAUGAAGAAGACUCGUCGCCAUUGUUUUCUGAGGAAGAUAACUUUUCUCUUGCUGAAAGUCAAGACGAUUCAGAGGGGCUCGUGAAACAAGAAGAAAUUUCUUUUAAUAAGGAGUCGCCAACAAAGAGAACAAGAUCCGAUCUUAUCACCAUGUAUGAACAUUUCUUUCCAGAAAUGGGUCUUUUAAAGGAAAAAUCGACUGAAAAUGGAAGUGAAGAUGAUGCUUCCACUUCGCUCUAUCCUUCAAUAGUCAUUCCUACGGCUAGCACUGAUCUCUCACAGUUAUACUGUAACAAUAAAUGUAGUGAUACCUCUGACGAAAUUUCGGCCGGCUAUUUAAGCGAACGAAGAGAAGUUUCCUCAUCAACGUCUCUGCUACUUGAAACGUCGAGAACUCUUGCCGAGGACACCGUUACUGAAAAUUUUGACCGUUGGAAGUGUAGAAGUUUUGCUGACUUCGUCCAGAAAGCGUUUCCAGACAUCUAUGGGCAUAUGCCCCCACUAAAUCCUGAGCCUUUAUACUCCAAAAAACCUGGAAUAUCAAGGUCGAUGUUACUGAAGGACUUUGAACGGGUGCUUAAUCGUCCGACGUUUUCAGAUAGAGUUGUUUAUGACUUGGAUAGUUUAAGGAAUUGUACUGGUGCGUCUGUAUCAUCGUUCAAUGUCUCGUGCCAGUCCUCAGAUAUACCAAAAUGCUCGUCAAAAGUAUGUCAAAAUAAAAGUCCAGUGUUAUCCUUUGAAUCCAGGUUUGAAUGUGGAAAUCUGCGCAAGGCCAUUCAGAUAAAUGAACGAGAAUACGAUCUCAUUUUAAAUUCAGAUAUCAACUGCAAAAUUCAUCAUCAAUGGUUCUACUUUGAAGUGAGAAAUAUGGAGAAAGAUGUACCUUACAAGUUCAACAUUAUCAACUGUGAAAAAGUAAAUAGCCAAUUCAACUUUGGUAUGCAACCUGUCCUGUAUUCAUGUAAAGAUGCAGAAGAUGGUGAUCCAGGAUGGAUACGAACUGGAACAGAUAUUUGCUACUAUAAGAAUCGUUACAAACGAUCUUGCCCAGGUCGUAAUGCCGAAAAAGAAGGAUACUACUAUACAUUAACGUUUACUAUAAAUUUCACGCAUGCUGAUGACAGUUGUUACCUUGCUUACCAUUAUCCUUACUCCUUUUCACUUCUCCAGAACCACUUGGAAAGACAUGAAAAUCGACUGGAUUCCAGAAAAAUUUUCUAUGAGCGGCAAGUUUUAUGUGAUUCGCUUUCCGGAAAUCCGUGUUACGUAGUGACGAUUACUUCUCCAACCUUAAAGGAAGACACUCGUUCAUACAUUUUCCUCACCUCGCGAGUCCAUCCUGGGGAAAGCAAUGCAAGCUGGGUAAUGAAAGGCGUGUUUGAUUUUCUGCUGAGUAACAAAAUAACGGCGAAAAUGCUCAGGGAAAUGUACAUUUUUAAAAUCAUUCCGAUGCUUAACCCGGAUGGUGUAAUCAAUGGCUGCCAUCGUUGCUCUCUCUCUGGAUCUGAUCUCAACAGACAGUGGAUGGACCCUGAUCCUACUUUGUACCCUACUAUCUAUCAUGCUAAAGGAUUAUUGUUGUAUUUACAGACCAUGCACCGGAAACCUCUGGUGUUUUGUGAUUUCCAUGGUCAUUCCCGAAAAAAGAACAUUUUCAUGUACGGUUGUCGUAAUUCAACCGCUGACCUGCCGGUUACUAUAGUUACUUCGGGCUCAGAAUCCGAUUCAUCUAAUGUCGAAGAAGCAAAAACACAAGAAGCAAGUUUUAGGACGUUACCGAGAAUUCUUCACUCCAUUGCACCAUCAUUCACUUAUCAAAAUUGCAAUUUUGAUGUUGCGACUUCAAAAGAGACUACGGCCAGAGUUGUCGUGUGGCGUGAGUUUGAUAUUUCUAGAAGUUACACUAUGGAAAGUACUUACUGUGGAGCUGAUCAAGGACCAUACAAGGGUAUGCAUCUUGGAACGAAAGAACUCGAGGAAAUGGGUCGAUGUUUCUGUGCUGGAUUAGUAAAAUUAGGAAACAGUGCAAGUAUCACUGCAUUACUGGACGUUUCCUCGAAUGUUACUUUGGACGAACUCGACUCGGACGAAAAUGAUCUUGUAUUACCAAGAGGUGAUGUUUUUGCUCCAGUUGCCACUUAUCCUUACGAAGGUCAAGAUUAUGCCACUCAGUUGCUUGUUUAAAGAAAUAGUGCUUAUAUAUACAGCAUUGUAUAUUAUUAAAUGUUUUUAAUAUUAUGGCAUUCUUUUCUAUAAA